Messenger RNA from Bursaphelenchus okinawaensis, 7400 nucleotides. The record is from the annotation of a GenBank genome assembly. NCBI's taxonomy places the organism in Eukaryota, Metazoa, Nematoda, Chromadorea, Rhabditida, Aphelenchoididae.
AUGCUGAAGUUGUACACGGAGUUUCGGCCGCCUCCAGAAGCUCGCACUUAUCGCCCCACGCCAGUCGAAUUCAAGGACCCAAUUCGGUAUAUCAACUCGAUUAGGGAGGAAGCCGAAAAGGAAGGGAUUAUCAAGAUAAUUCCACCAAAGAAUGCCUUCAACCAUCGAUGUGUCAUUAAUCCGGAUACCUACACAAUUGACACUAGGUUUCAGAAAUUGUGUGGAAUUGAUAUGCUAUGUCGUGAUCGAAUGUACUUUAUUAAACAGCUGGAGGUGUUCUGGUUUAACUAUGAUAUAACUUUCACAUGGCCUUAUAUUAAUGAUUGCUAUAUUGAUAUGAAGCGGUUGUACGAAGUAAGUUUGUUUCUUUAUGCUAAAUUGAUGUUAAAGGAUUGUAUUUAUGUGAUAACUGUAGAUUUAGACCUCAAAAAUGGUCUGGAAUAGCCGUUUUUUAUAAAAAAGGUUAUGUACAAUAUCGAAAAAGUGAAAUAGUACCUAAUUUUGUUUUCAAUGUAACUUUUGUGAAACAAUAAGUAAAAGCUUGAAAGUUGGUGCUAAUAUGACUUAUUGAGUUUGUCAUCUAAAACAAGAAUUUGGUUUCUGGAAUUUGCUAAAGUUAAAAAGUUACAGUACAUUUACGGGACCCUAUGGAACUAGUUUUUCGAUAGAAACUCUAAUUUAGUCUAUAAAGCAGGCCUUAAACAAUUCUUUUAGUUAGUAACUCAACAAGGAGGACCAAACGAAGUCACGAAAGCCCAACACUGGCCGGAAAUUGCCAAAACUUUGGGUUUUCAAGCAAAUAAUGGUCAGAAUAUGCGUGAAAUCUACACGAAAUGGCUACAACCUUUCAAGGAAAACUUUUUGGAUCACGAAAAAGUGACAGAAGAUGUGAUUUUACUAGAUCCAAACGAAGAUGUUAAAGCCGAAAACAGUGGAAAAGAAGCUGAAGUGAAGGAAGAACAAAAGGAGGAGGAAGAUGAUGAUGCUCCGCCAUCGAAGCGGUUAAGGAAGGGACGAAUGAUGGCUGGGGUUCGAUGUAAAAAUGUUUUUAAGAGUGAAGCUAGUAAGUGUUUGUUGGUUUUUGAGGGGUUUUAGGCAGUUUUUAGGGCUGGUUGAGGAAUUUGGUUGUUUUAGGUAACAAUUUUCGAACUUUUUUAAUUUUUUAAAAAUAUUUUAGGUAACAAAUUUUUGUUUUUAUAAAUUUUGGAAACGAUUUCUGAAUUUUUCGAUUUUUUUUGAUAUUUUGGGUAACAUAUUUUGGCUUUUUAUGAUUUUUUUCAAAUUUAGGUAACAAAUUUAAAAUUUUUUUUAAUUUUAGGUAAAAAAUGUUUUUUAAGACUUUUUUUUUGUAACUUAGGUAACAAAAACCAGUUUUUUAAAAAAUAUUUAUAAAAAUUUCAAUUUCAGCUUCAAAAAUUACCGGUAAAUGUGGUCUCUGCAUGAAAACAACCGAAGACGGCGACGCCGACUUUAUUAACUGCACCAAUUGUAAUCAAGAGUUCCAUUCCGAGUGUGUUCUGAUGAAACAAUGCAAAACAGUACCAAUGAAAUGGAAAUGCCGAGUUUGUUUGAAGAAAGAGCUAAAGGAGUACGAGUUUUACUUUAUCGACAACGACACGACAAAAACAUUGACACAGUUUAGAACCAAAGCCAAUCAGUUCAAACGGAACUACUUCAAAAUUCCAAAUUCGAAUCCGGUAAGAGUUUUGAUUGUUUUGGCGGGAAAAACGGCAUAUUUUAGGGAUGGAACUUGAGUGGAAGAAUUUUAGUGCACUUAGCACUGAAAAUCUUCCACUAAAUUUUUAUUUUUUAAAUGUUUUAAAAUGGCUUAAAAAUGACUUUUUGGCACUUUUUAGAAGUGGAAGUUUGGUGGAAGAUUUUCAAUGUAUUUUGCACUGAAAAUCUUCCACUCAACUUCCACUUUUAAAGAGUGUUAAAAACACGUUUUCAAGCAAUAUUUUUAGUUUGGUGGAAGAUUUUUAGUGCAAAAUACAUUACAAAUCUUCCACAUCUAUAAUUUGACAUUUCAGGUCUUCGUUUUAAGCUUUUGUUAUUCUUGGCAAAAAUAUGUCAUUUUCAGAGUGUGUCAAUGGUAAAUGUGGACGAAAUUGAAAAGGAAUACUGGAAGAACGUCGCCGAUUUCGAAUCCAAACUUGAGGUCGAGUACGGUGCUGACCUAGAGUCGAAAAAACUGGGCAGUGGAUUUCCACGCAUCACUGACAUUCAUCGAGGCGCGGAUAUGGACCGUAAAGCAUACUUUGCCCGUCAUCCUUGGAACCUGAACAAUCUGCCAGUACUAAACGACUCUGCGCUAUCACAUGUUGGUACCGACAUUAGUGGAAUGGUGGUACCAUGGGUUUACGUGGGCAUGUGUUUCUCCACCUUUUGCUGGCACGUGGAAGAUCAUUGGACCUACAGUAUGAACUAUAUGCACCUGGGCGAGACUAAGGUCUGGUACGGGUUCGGCCGAGAGUACGCGGACAAGUUCGAGGAGGUAAUGAAGCGCAUCUCUCCGGACCUAUUUCAACAAAACCCAACCAUGUUGAACACAAUGCAUAACAUGCUGAACCCCGCGAUUCUAAUGGAAAAUGGCAUUCCAGUCAAAACGAUCAGACAGAACGCUGGCGAGUUUGUUGUAACCUUCCCCAGAGCCUACCACGCCGGAUUCAAUAGUGGUUUGAAUGUGGCAGAAGCCGUCAACUUUGCACCAUGCGACUGGCUGGCCGUGGGAAGACAAUGCGUGGAGAACUACAUGAGAACCUCACGAUGUUGUGUCUUUGCUCACGAUGAACUGAUCUUCAACUUGGCCAACAGUAAGAAGACCUUGAGUUUGGGAAUGCUAGCCGCCGUCUUCGAUGAACUGGAAGAGAUUUACCGAAGAGAAGUAGCCUUCAGAAAACAGCUGGGCGAAGCAAAUUGCAAAAAUUCAGAAUUCUGCGAAUUCGGCAACCUUCCAGAUGACGACAGAAGCUGCGCAAUAUGUGGUACCACGUUGUACGUAACUGGACUAGAGUACCGUGGUGAAAAACAAAGCUACUUUGGAUGCUCAAGACAUUUCCGGACACUGAUCAAGAAGUUUGGUCGCGAAAACAUGAUCGUACGCUACAGUCUAACCCUUCAACAAAUGAGCAUGAUGAAACAGUCAAUAGUACAAAAGGUACACGCGGGCAACGAAUGGCGAAAACAAGUCAAAAUAGCCAUGACGACACGAAUCCCAUACCGCGAAGCCAACUCCAUGCUAGCCAUCUUCCAAAAGCAACAACUACCGUCCUGCGAGGAGAAGGAACAACUACAGAACGCCAUGAAUAUCCACAACGAAUACUUCAUGACGGCCAAUAGAAUUCUAGCCGCGAAGAUCAAGUUAAGGGACGAAACCCGAAUCCAAAGAGCUGAUGACCGUGUGUCACCACACAGCUUGAUGGAGAUGAUCAAACACAUGAAACGACUGGUAGUUCAUGAUCAAUCGACAAUCGAUAGACUGGAGGCAAGAUAUAGAGACUACCUGAAGUGGACAUGGAGAUACAAUCAAAUAUCAACCAAAGAGAAAGACUUGUCUCAGCUAGAGUUCAUCCAAGCCAUGGAGAAGAUCCAACAAGAAGCCGAAGCCCUCAACAUGAAGUUAGAUGAGAUAGACGAGGUCAAGUACAUCAUCAAGGUAGCCAAUUGGAAGUUGAGGGUGGAUACCCUGAUUCACAUGUCAAAACAAUCAGAAGACUUGGAUACGGAUCAUGACUUCUCCUGCCGAGCUACGAUGACGGAACUGGAUGAACUCAGGUUCUACGGCCGAAGUCAUCAAACAAACAAAAGGGUUCAGAAUGCAACGGCAUUGGUCGUGGAGCUGGAUAGAAUGAGGGCAUUGGCGGUUAGGAAGCUGGAUGAGGUAGGGUUUUUAAAAUUAAAAAAAAAUGGACGUUAAGUGGAAGUUGUGUAUUGUAAUUUGCACUGAAAAUCUUUCACUCGACUUCCAUUUUUAAAAAGUCUUCAAAUGGCCUAAAAACACGUUUUUGAAUGUUUUUGGAAGUAGAAGUUGGGUGGAAGAAUUGUAAUGUAUUUUGCACUGAAAAUGUUCCACUUAACUUCCACUCUUGAAAAGUUUCAAAAACUUGUUUUUAGGCAAUUUUAAGACAUUUUAAAAGUGGAACUUUGGUGGAAGAUUUUUAGUGCAAAUUACAUUGCAAAUCUUCCACAGAACUUCCACUUUUUUUGAAUUGCGAUUUUGGCUUUUAAGCCAAACUUUUACAUCUUUAAACAAUGUUUAUCGUUUUGAAACGCUUAAAAAUAAGCCUAAAACCUUAUUUUUCAAAAAAUAACUAUUAAAGUCUUUUUGAAAACUAAUUUUCAAAGCUUUUUGCAGUUAGAAUCCUACUUCUCACCUACAACCUCUUACAAUCUGGAAGAAUCCCGUGGUUUUGAAGAUGUGAUGCAAUUCGCCGAAGGGCUUCGAGUUAUUCAUUGGUUCACUUCGGACGAAUUGGAAGAUUUUCGGACGGAAUUCAAGAAUCUCGAAGAUUUACACGAAGAAAUAUUGGCAUUCAGCGAGAAUGACGUGUACAAGUUGAGCGGGGUUUAUCAGUUGAUGAGGAAGAUCACUAAGAAUCCGUGGGUUUUAAAUUUCUUUGAAAUUUUUAAAUUUUUUUGAAAAUUUUUAAAAAAAAAUUAAAUUUUCAGCCUCCUAAUCAACCCAGUCGAGCUAGACCUACUGGAAGAGAAACGUGAUGCCAUUCUCGCCUUCAUCGAACAAACAUACACAUUAAUGCUGAAAGAGCGAACCUAUCACAGUGUAGUUCAAUGUCUCCUACCACGACGAGACCUAAUCAGUAUGGCGGAAGAAGCGACCGAAAAACUGUACAAACAGCACAGAGAUGGGUACUCGGAUGAGUGGCCAGAACUGAAAAAUAUCAACACUAUUCAUCAUCUUAGGAGCUUGGUAAGAAGGGUGGCUGGGUAGGGUUGGCGGGGUGAUAGUAGGGGACUGUUGUUGAAGGGGUGCUAGGGUAGUGUUGGUGAGGUCUUAGUAGAUGUACUGACGGUGUGCUGGUACUAUUUUUUACUUUUCUAAUGUCAUAAAAUGGCUUAAAACACGUUUUUAACACUAUUUGAAAAUGGAACUUGAGUGGAAGAUUUGUAAUGUAAUUUGCACAGAAAAUCUUUCACUAAACUUUCAUUUUAAAAUGUCUUAAAAUGGCCGGUAAACGCGUUUUUGACACUUUUUAGAAGUGGAAGUUCAGUGGAAGAUUUUCAAUGUAAUUUGCACUGAAAAUCUUCCACUCUACUUUCAUUUUUUAAAACGCCUUAAAAUGGCUGAAAAAUUAUCUUAUACUAUUUUUGGUUUAUGGUAGGGAAUUUUACGCUUUUAGUUCCCCGUAUACGACGCCGACGAAACGAUACGACUAUUGUCAAAAGCCAGAGAGAAAAACCUUCAUAUGCCUGCGUCCAAAUCUUGUAUCGACUCCCCAACCUGCUCCAAAAAGCUUACAGAAGAAGAUAAAGCAGACACGAUUCAGUGUUUUGUCUGUCUACAAUCUCAACAUGUGUCGUGUGCGUUAUGGUCGUAUGCGCUAGACAACUACCCGGAAGGCCUAUACCUAUGUCAUCGUUGUUGUAGGUCGGAACGGCCGCUGAUUGAAGAUGUUCGAAAAAUGGUCGCAAAUGCGCCACAAUUGGCACUGGAAGUGGAGCUGGUCCGGCUGGCAACUCAAGACGUUCAAAAGCAAUGGAACAGUGCAAGGGAAAGUCAGGCUCAAGGGUAAGGUUUUUGGCUUUUUUGGGCUUGUUUUUUGCAUUUUUAAGUUUAAUUUUGAAGUGUGAGGCUUAGUAAGUGUUUAGGUUUAUUUUUGUGUUAUUAGGCUUAUUUUUGAAUUUUUAGGCUUAGUUGUGACUUUUAGGCUUGUUUUUGAAAUUUUAGGCUUAUUUUUCUAUUUUUAGGCUUAUUUUUGAAAUUUUUGGCUUAUUUUUGAAUUGUCAGUCUCAUUUUUGAUAUUGUAAGCGUAGUUUUAAUUUUUAGGCUUACUUUUGAAGUUUUAGGCGUAUUUUUGCGUUUUAGGCUUCUUUUUGUGUUUUUGGCUUAUUUAGGCUUGUUUUUGAAUUUCAAGCCUAGUCUUGAGUUUUAGGUUUCUUUUUGGGUCUUUAGGCUUACUUUUUGAAUUUUCAUGCUUAUUUUUGAUCUUUUGGGCUUGUUUUUGAUAUCGUAGGCUUACUUAUUUAUCUUAGGCUUAUUUUUGAAUUUUUAGGCUUUGUUUAUAAUUUUAGGCGUAGUUUUACCUAUGCGGCUUAUUUUUGAAGUUUUAGGCGUAUUUUUACGUUAUAGGCUUCUUUUUGGGUUGUUAGGCUUAUUUUUUAAUUUUUAGGCUUACUUUUGAUUUUUUAGGCUCACUUUUGAGAUUUAGGUUUAUUUUUGGGUUUUAGGCUUCUUUCAGGUUUUUUAGCUCUCUAUUGUAUGUCUAUUUUAACAUUAAUUAAAAAAUUUUAUCUAAAAAAUGGUUAAAAUUUUAGAUCGAUCACUCCCCUCCACUACGCCCUAACCCUCGAACUCUACGACUCGAAAAUUUUUAACGCACUUUAUGAACGGUUUGGGCCAAAAUUCGACGAGGAACAAAAGCAAAAAUGGCGCAGAAUCAGAGAAAACAACCGUGAAAUGCCACUAACAACGAAUGGCACCCGAGACACGAUACCAACCUUUGCAAAGAAGCGAAAGUACCGGUGUAUGAGGAUACGAACCUUAGCCACACUGCCGUUCAGAAGGAAAGCUAGUCUUGUGGAGAAGUGCGCCAGUGAGACGUGUCUUCAGUUCAGAGGUGAGGAUGGUUGAAGUGGGAGUAAUUUGGUUUUUUGACGAGGUUAGGGUAGAUUCUGAUAUUGGGUUUGCAUGGGACGGAUUUUUGUAUUUUGGGGGGGGUAGGGUAGACCGAUUUUUUUUUCAAUUUGCUAUCUUAAAACAACUAUUUUUAGGAGUUGUGAUCUUUGCAAAGGGUGGUAAAAAUUUUUUUUUGGGGCGGAAGGUAGGGUAGAACGAAAAUUUUUUUUUUGAUUUUUCAAAAGUGACCGUUUUUUAGAGCUGUGAUAUUUGCAAUAGGGGGUAGUAAAAUUUUUUUUGGAGAAGGGUUAAAAAAUUUUCAAAAAUUUUUGAGGCUUUAUAUUUUUACCCGCCUUUUUAAAAAAAGCUAUUUAUUAAUGAUAGUGUACUAAAUAUCGUCAAAUUUCUAGCCGAUUCCUACCGCGAACUCCAGUGCAUUCUAUGCGAAAAAUGGUACCACUUGGCGUGCACGGAUGUACCAUUCGAAGACGCAAAAAUGAUCACAUCAUUCCAUUGCAACAAGUGCAGCACGAACUCGCAACCCAAGAAUCUCCAUGCUGCCAUGCCUCGUUUGGAGCCACAAAACGAGCUGAUCAUCCUAGAGUAA